Trichoderma asperellum CBS 433.97 is the source of this 803-nucleotide messenger RNA. The record is from the annotation of a RefSeq genome assembly. Lineage: Eukaryota; Fungi; Ascomycota; Sordariomycetes; Hypocreales; Hypocreaceae.
GCCGCUUUCAACGGCAUUUAUAUAUAGGUACACACGUAUUAUGGGGACCAAAAGCUUGGCGAAAACUUACACCGACACACAAAAGAUGCGACAAGCUCGACGCUGAUCUGGUGGCUGCGCAGCCUUAUGUACCGUGUAGGCGUAUAGGUCUCCGUUCUGCGUCAGGAGAGAGCCAGCAUGAUAUCUGUGUUUGUUUGCGGUGCGAUGCAUCGUGUUUCUAUUCCUGUGCACACACGUCAUUUGAUUAUACAUACGAGGCAGCAGCAGCAGACUCGUCGCACUAUGGCUGCCAUACAUGCAAAGCGCUUCGUAUCAGUUUAGCAUUCCACUCUUGUCGGAACAUUAUGCUGGCAGCAGUACAACUCCCGAAGCAGCCGGCUAUAAGGAGAGCCGCAGAGGUGAGCUCCGGACAGAGACAGUCCUGCCCUCUCUGCCAAGACAAGCACAGACGCGACAAACAACAUCGAGGUGCUGAAGAGCAGCUCUCGCUAUUUAGCCAGCGUGUUCUUCCAGGGCCGUUCAGCGCCGAUGCCAAGACGCCGGCGCUGACACUGGAUGAUAUUCCAAGGCAGGGCCCCCCGGUCUCGUGCGCUGGGCCAGUUUGCUAUUCGCCUGCUGCGUGGUUGGGAGGCAUGAAUGUCCACCGCCAGGCAAAAGUCGAGCGUGCAGGAGACGCUGCAGUCCUGCAAAUACAGCCCAAUCGUCAUUCCGUCAUCCAUCUUUGCGUCGUGUCCCGGCGAGCAGCCCGCCCGCAAGUGCGUCCUGUCAUGUACGGGACAUGCCCACAGCCCCCUCGUUUAUAA